Emiliania huxleyi CCMP1516 is the source of this 612-nucleotide messenger RNA. RefSeq lists its product as hypothetical. Lineage: Eukaryota; Haptophyta; Isochrysidales; Noelaerhabdaceae. The coding region runs from base 1 to 612 and encodes 203 amino acids. The transcript has 2 exons. The record is from RefSeq and is a predicted model, not a curated record.
AUGCACGCGCGGACUGCCGCCUUGCGAGCCGCCUUCGCUGGCUCGAGCCGAGGUGCCAUAUCUCGCGCCGGCCUGCAUCCGCUCGUGGUUCCGCUCGCCGAGGCGGAAGGCGGCACGGUGCUCGGCUCGCUCAGCUGGCGGCUCGACGCGACCGGCGACCCGGGCGACGCUCCUGCCUCUGCCUCCGAGGCGACCCUUGUCGAGGUGCAGCGCGGCGGCCUCUUCGUGAGGCCGCUGGGCACGCCGGCGCACGUCGCACGGCGCGCCGCCGUCGAGGCGGACCUUGCCGGCGGCGACGGCGCCGCGGAGGCCGUCGGCUUCUUCUCUGCGGCCGCCGUGGAGGCGGGCGGGCUGCCGUACACGCGAGGCGCGCACGCCGAGAGCGGGCUCAGCCUCGACCAGUUCCUGCUGCUGCGGGUGCAAGCGCAGGGCGACGAGACGCGCGGCGUGAAGGUGGCGCCCGAGGAGGUGUGGCGGCGCGCGGCGCUCGACCUGAUGGAUGCCGUCGUCCUCCGCGGAGGCGAGUGGGGCGAGAUCAGCGCCGAUUUGGCAAAGGCACUGGAGCGGGCCGGGCUGCAGGAGCAGGCGGAGAGGGUGCGGGGUGGCGGCUGA